ACGAUGUUUUUCCUAAUUGCAUGUCGUCAACGAUUCUUUUCGAGCCAAUGCACUUUCCCUUGCAUUCGCAACCUAUAUUCACAUCAUUUUCAUCUCUUCUGUGCUCUUUUCUUCCUCCGAUUACUGGCUGCUGUUAGUUCCAUGAUCAACGGCGACGCCUUGUAUUGACAGUUGAAACAUCAUCGCCGCCUUUUUCAUCUAGGGAGUUAUUUGUAUGGUGUUAACAGGAAGUGAGAACAUAGCCCAUCAGCAUGGAAUUAGCUGAUAGAGCAGUUGGCUUUGUAUUAUCCUUCAUCAGCAUAACUAUAUUCACUUACUAUACUUUCUGGGUCAUUAUCCUGCCAUUUGUAGAUAGCAAUCACUUCGUUCACAAGUAUUUCCUGCCUCAGGAGUAUGCUGUCCUAAUACCUGUGUCUGUUGGUGUGGCGCUUCUGUGCUUCAUAAGCAUAUUCAUAGGAUAUGUGAUGCUUAAAUCCAAGAAUAAGAAAGCUUAAUCUUAGUUAUUAUAUUUUUUGGCAAUCACUCUUGCAUUUUCCUAUUAACAUUUUGGUUUGAAUGUGUUACAAAUUUUGAAACAGUGAUCUGACUUGGUCUCCUUAGUUAGCUCCAGGCACUGCUGUCUAUGGCCUGAUUGUUUA
Messenger RNA from Prosopis cineraria, 638 nucleotides. Its product is annotated as dolichol-phosphate mannose synthase subunit 2. Gene Ontology annotation, cellular component: endoplasmic reticulum membrane; dolichol-phosphate-mannose synthase complex. Gene Ontology annotation, biological process: GPI anchor biosynthetic process. The record is from RefSeq and is a predicted model, not a curated record. Bases 252 to 494 code for a protein of 80 amino acids. The transcript is spliced from 3 exons. Gene Ontology annotation, molecular function: enzyme regulator activity. NCBI's taxonomy places the organism in Eukaryota, Viridiplantae, Streptophyta, Magnoliopsida, Fabales, Fabaceae.